This is a messenger RNA of Oldenlandia corymbosa var. corymbosa, 1719 nucleotides long. Lineage: Eukaryota; Viridiplantae; Streptophyta; Magnoliopsida; Gentianales; Rubiaceae. The record is from the annotation of a GenBank genome assembly.
AUGUUCUUAAGCUUGUUUCCACCAAAAGGUCGACAUCUUCUUGUCAGACGCCUACAUUCGGCGAAGCAAUUUACUAACCCCAGCGGAGAAGAUAUUCUUUUUAGGGCGAUUUGUACUAACUUAAGGCAAAAGAAAUGGAAAUUCUUGGACAGUGUGUUACCGAGCAUGACAAGUUCCACAGUCUGCCGUGUUUUUCACGAGUUCCGGAACUCUCCACCAGUGAUUUUAGAGGUUUACUACAGGAUCGGAGGAGUCAGAUAUAUUUUAGAUUCUCUAACUUCAUGUGGUAUUGUCAUUCAUCUGAUGGUGAACAGUAAAAGAUAUGAUGAAGCUCUGUGCUUGAUUAAGGAGUUGAUGAUAGCAAAAGGUCACUCACCCUUGGAUGUGUUGAAGACAUUGUUAAAUAGCCAAAGGGACUUUGAUUUUUCAGGUUGUGCAGCUUUUGAAACACUUGUGAGGGCUUGCACUGAUGUUGGGUCAUCCAGGGGUGCUUAUGAGGUUAUUAAGCAAUUAAGAAUGGAGGGAUUUCAGGUUUCAGUUCAUGCAUGGAAUAAUUUUUUGAAUCAUCUGCUUAAAGUGGGUGAUGUAGCUCAGUUUUGGAGGGUACGGAAGGAAAUGAUCUCUUACAGCUAUGUUGAGAAUGUGAUAACAUUUAAUUGGACUAUUUAUGCUCUUUGCAAGGAACACAGAGUGAUUGAAGCCAUCUCAGUUUUCUAUAGGAUGUUGAAAAAUGGGAUUAUUCCUAAUGAUGUUACUCUUAAUAUGCUUAUACAUGGCGCCUGUUGGAUUGGUGAUUGCGAUAUGGCAUUGAAGCUCAUUCAAAAGAUUGUUAUUCAUUGGCUAUAUAAGGAAGGUGACGUUGUUGGAGCUUCUGUGUUAAUCGCUGACAUGUUUAAAAGGAACAUAUGCCCUGAUAGAUACACUUAUUCGACGCUGAUAAGUGGACUUUUCAGGAAUGGCCAGAUCAAUGAAGCACUUAAGCAUUACACAUAUAUUUUAGAAAAGAAUCUCAUUGAAGAUGCUUUCUCCCAUAACAUAGUUAUCAAUUACCUUUGCAGAACUAAGAACAUAAGUAGAGCAAAGCAGAUUCUUUGUAGUAUGUUUGUGCGGGGACUUGUUCCAGAUUUGGGAACUUAUGGUUCACUGAUUGAUUCAUACUGUAAAGCUGGUGACAUGGAAAACGCCCUACAGACUUACAAUGAUAUGAUACUUUCGGCUAAGAAAAAUCCCAAUUUGGUGAUUUUCAACUCAAUAAUGGAUGGUAUAUGCAAAGAGAUAUCUGUAGAUGCAGGAAAAGCAUUUUUAAGUGGAAUGAGAGACACAGGUUUAUUUGACGUUAUAACCUUUAACACUUUAUUGAACAGCUAUUGUGCUGGUGGUCAGGUAGAUAAUGCAUUGAACUUACUUGCAAGUAUGAGGAAGGAAGGGAUUUCUUUCAACAGGGUCACUUUCAAUAUAAUGGUAAACUUCUUCUGCAAGGUUGGAUCAUUCCAGCAGGCAAAGAAACUCGUGAAUGUGAUGCGUGCACAGGGUAUCAAUCUAGAUGGUGUUACAUAUGCUACCUUUAUUACAUGUGCAAUGAAGGAGCGUCGUGGAGCUGAGGAAGUCAUUGAACUGCAUGAUUUUCUGGUUCUUCAAGGAGUGAUUCCUGAUACUCAAAUCUACAAAGAGAUCAUCCGUCCUCUACUCCUCUUACAGAAUGAACAUAUGUUGACUUAA